CACGCCUCUUGUCUCCAUGUUCUCCUCUCCUCUUCUGCUUUUUUCUUUUGGCAUACUUACUUUCUCCCAAAGGUCCCUUCACUUUCCUCUCCUCAUACUCUCAAUCUUUAGUUAGUUCAGAACCCAUUACACAUAUAACUCAAACAAUGAGGAUGACGACGAUGAUGUUGCUGAAGAUGAGAAAAUGAUUUUAGGGUUUGGUAAGGAAGCUAAAGUGAUCUUCUGUGGAGAGCCAGUCUUGAUUGAAUUGUGGCUCGAGAAGAACUGGAUGACGGCGAAGACUACUUUCGCCGUCACCACCACCGUGACCGACGUUGCCACCACCAUCAUCUACGUCUAUCUCUCAUAUGUCACUUGAAUUAACAAGUUGAUAACAAGAAAAGGAUGGCUAGUGAAUUACUUCUGUUAGCUCGUUUAUCUUUCCUCAUCAUCUUCACUUGUAGCAGCGCCGCCCCGGUAACUCCGACUCCGAUAACCGACACACUUCUAACUCAAGUGGCCGGUUCUCUGCAAAUGUUUGUCGAUGAACUCCCUCAGAUGCCCAAGCUCCUGGGGUAUUCAAAUGGAGCCGCCUCGCCGAAGCCCGGCAGUCUCACUAUUGGCAUGUAUCAGACCGAAUGGAAAUUCCACCGUAACUUGCCACCAACAACGGUUUUCGCAUUUGGGACGUCCGAAGAUGCCGCAACUGUGCCCGGUCCAACCAUUGAGGCCAUCAAAGGAAUCCCAACAUCAGUGACGUGGCAAAAUAACCUUCCUCAGACCCACAUACUCCCCUGGGAUCCGACCAUCCCCACCGCUACUGCAAAGCAAGGUGGGGUCCCAACCGUUGUCCAUCUCCAUGGUGGGGUCCAUGAACCACAACACGAUGGAAACCCCAACGCCUGGUUCACCUCUCAUUUCAGGGAGACCGGGUCAGCAUGGUCCAAAGCUACAUAUACCUAUCCUAACGUUCAACACUCGGGAAACCUCUGGUAUCAUGAUCAUGCAUUAGGAUUGACACGUGUCAACAUUCUAGCCGGACUGAUUGGCGCUUACAACAUCCGUGACCCUACCCUAGAAGCUUCUCUGAACCUCCCGUCCGGACCAGAGUUCGACCGGAACCUAAUGAUAUUCGACCGGAGCUUCAGCAGAGACGGUUCCCUCUACAUAAACUACACCGGCAUCGUCCCGUCCAUUCACCCUCAGUGGCAACCGGAGUACUUCGGCCAUGCUAUUCUCGUUAACGGCAAGGCCUGGCCGUUCAUGAACGUCCAGAAACGGAAGUACCGGUUCAGGUUAACCAACGCUGCGAACGCCCGUUACUUCCAACUCUCGCUAAGCAACGGGCUCUCGUUUACCCAAAUAGGAUCCGAUGCGUCGUACCUACCCGCACCCGUACAGACACAAAGCAUUCUCCUAUCACCAUCCGAGAGUGCUGAUGUCGUCAUUGACUUCUCAACUUCUACUGCCACCGAGAUCGUCAUGAACAAUAAUGCAGCAUACCCGAACCCGACGGGUAGCCCGGUGGAUAACCUGAACUCCAAGGUGAUGAAGUUCGUCAAUGCACCCGGAAACCCGAGAGCACCCGAUUCGUCUAAGAUCCCGGCGAGUCUGGUGAACUACAAGGCAUCAACAACGGAUGCUGCAGCGACGACGAGGUACAUUGUGUUGUACGAGUACACAACGCCCUCUGGAUCAACCACACACCUCUACAUAAAUGGGAAGAGAUACGAGGACCCGGUUACAGAGACAGCCAAGUCCGGCAGUACAGAGAUCUGGGAGGUGAUCAACUUGACUGCCGACAAUCACCCGUUGCACGUACAUUUGGCUACGUUCCAAGCAAUCAAGAUACAACAACUCUCCAAUCAGGCCCAGUUCACAAGCUGCAUGACGCAGAACAACGAUGCCGUUGCGUGCAAUGUGGCUUCCUACCUAACCGGGCCACUGAUUGACAUUCCGGCGACUGAGAAGACCUGGAAGAACACGGUGAAGAUUCCUCCGGGAACCCAAACAACGGUUGUCGUCAAAUUCAAUCUGGUCGACACCAAUUCGCCCUUCCCCUUCGACGCCACGACGCAGCCAGGAUAUGUCUACCAUUGUCACAUUCUGGAUCACGAAGAUAACGCAAUGAUACGGCCAUUGCAAUUGGUUUGAUUUGACGAGAAACAAAGUUAGAUGCAUGGGGUGUUUUUAUUAUCUGAUUCCUGCUAUUCCAAAAUUAAACAAGUGAUCGAUAAUAAGUGCUUGUUGAUGAUGGCACUAACUAAAUUCUGUGACUAUUCUACCAAGGUUUAUUAAUAAUUUUGUGACUA
Messenger RNA from Nelumbo nucifera (sacred lotus), 2291 nucleotides. Its product is annotated as multicopper oxidase LPR1 homolog 1-like. NCBI's taxonomy places the organism in Eukaryota, Viridiplantae, Streptophyta, Magnoliopsida, Proteales, Nelumbonaceae. Gene Ontology annotation, molecular function: copper ion binding; oxidoreductase activity. The record is from RefSeq and is a predicted model, not a curated record. Gene Ontology annotation, biological process: cellular response to phosphate starvation.